AUGGCAAUCCGCAAGGACACGAUUGUGGCAGCAUCCAUCUCAGGUUCAGGCCUUUCCAGCUCGUCUGCUGGUCAAGUCUACUUUAAACUGGGCCAGGUUUUACGACUGCAACUGAUCUGGAACGGUAAGCUUGUUUAUUGUGAACUGAACGUCAUGCUCAAGUAUCUCGAUUACAGGAUUGACUACGAACGGAGCCAUCUCCUCGAUCUUCUCCAGUCAUGCCGCUCCAUCCCGGCGGCCCACGAAAUUCGCAGCCAGAUCCAAUCCACGCUCGGGGCUGCCGAUGUCUUCGUGCAAAACAAGCUGAUCGAGCUCUAUGGCCGCGUUGGAAGCCCCCUCGACGCGCAGGAGGUGUUCGAUGCCAUCGCCCAUAAUAACUCCCUCUCGUGGGUCAUGCUGCUCAACGCUUACUGUCGCAACAGGCAGCUAGAUCGAGCAAACCAGGUUUUUCGCGCGAUGCCUCAUAGAGAUUUAAUCUCGUGGACUUGUCUCCUUACUGCACUUUCCCAAAACGGGCAUUUGAUUAAAGCCCAACAAGUGUUUGAUCAAAUGCCUAUAAGGGAUUUGGUCUGCUGGAACUCAAUGCUCGUUGCGUACGGAAGAAGCGGAAGAAUAGAAGAGGCCGUAAAGGUUUUCGAGGAUAUCCCCGAGAAAGAUCUUAUUACGUGGACUUCUGUACUUACUGCUUAUGCCCAUUUUGGGCAGUUGGAAAAGUCACAGGAUAUCUUUGAGCGAAUGCCGCAGAGAAAUCUGUUCUCGUGGAAUGCUAUGUUAGCGCUCUAUGGUGUUAAAGGUUUAAUGGAGAAAGCAAAUAUAUUGUUCCAGGUAAUGCCCGAGUGGAAUUCUGUCUCUUGGACGACGAUGCUAGACGAAUAUUCGCAAAACGGGUAUCUUGGAAGAUCUAAACUCGUGUUUGAUUCCAUGCCAGAGCGGAAUUUGAUCUCAUGGGGCUGCAUGCUAGCUGCAUAUGCACAUAACGGGCACUUAAUGGACGCCAAGAGAGUAUUUGACACCAUGCCAGAGCACAACCUUGUCUGUUUUAAUGCCAUACUAACAGCAUUUGCCCAAAAUGGCCAUCUUGCAAAAGCUAAGCAUGUCUUUGAUACAAUGCCGGAGACAAAUGUGGUAACGUGGAAUGCGAUGCUGACGGCAUAUUUGGACAAUGGUCUAGUAGAACAAGCAAAAGUUAUGUUUGAUUUUAUGCUGUAUAGGAAUCUCGUAUCAUGGACAUGCAUGCUGGCCAUGCACUCUCAGUACGGGCAGGUAAUGGAGGUUAGACGGACAUUUGACAUGCUCCCUGAGAGAACCAUCAACGUGACUGAUGCUUUGCAUUUCCUGGGUGGAAAUUUUGCCAUCAACAACGUUUUGUUGGUGCUGUUGCAAUGGAAGGUCUAA
Messenger RNA from Selaginella moellendorffii, 1395 nucleotides. Its product is annotated as pentatricopeptide repeat-containing protein At4g02750-like. Bases 1 to 1395 code for a protein of 464 amino acids. The transcript has 3 exons. Gene Ontology annotation, molecular function: protein binding; RNA binding. Gene Ontology annotation, biological process: RNA modification. The record is from RefSeq and is a predicted model, not a curated record. NCBI's taxonomy places the organism in Eukaryota, Viridiplantae, Streptophyta, Lycopodiopsida, Selaginellales, Selaginellaceae.